Molecule: messenger RNA, 475 nt
Organism: Pipistrellus nathusii (Nathusius's pipistrelle)
Lineage: Eukaryota; Metazoa; Chordata; Mammalia; Chiroptera; Vespertilionidae
Source: the annotation of a GenBank genome assembly
AUGCAUAACCAAAGUGUAACCUAUGCAGAACUGAAUUUGGCCAAGUCCGCCAAGAGACAGCAAAGGAAACCUAAGAGCACUCAAAGCUGCACUCCAGUAACUGAGCAGGAAAUAGUAACCUACGCAGAUUUAACUCUUGGAAAUGCUUCCCGGGAUCUUCAAGGGAGGGACAAGAAGGACCUCUCCAAAGUUUCACCAUCACCUCCAGAGAAGCUCAUUGCUGGGACCCUAGGGGUCAUUUGUCUUGUCCUGAUGUCAGCUGUGGUGACAAUCCCUAUUAUUCUCUCUAAUGCACCGCUGGAGCAGAAUAAUACCUCCUUAAAAAUCAGGAUCCAGAAAGCAUAUCAUUGUGGACAUUGUCCAAAGGAAUGGUUUACAUAUUCCAACAAUUGCUAUUACAUUAGUACUGAACAAAAAACAUGGAAUGAGAGUUUAAAGGCCUGUGCUUCUAAGAACUCUAGUCUGCUUUACAUAG